Fundulus heteroclitus (mummichog) is the source of this 12048-nucleotide messenger RNA. It is a transcript of the gene vps13c, whose product is annotated as vacuolar protein sorting 13 homolog C. Gene Ontology annotation, cellular component: extrinsic component of membrane. NCBI's taxonomy places the organism in Eukaryota, Metazoa, Chordata, Actinopteri, Cyprinodontiformes, Fundulidae. Bases 269 to 11173 code for a protein of 3634 amino acids. The transcript has 86 exons. Gene Ontology annotation, biological process: mitochondrion organization; protein retention in Golgi apparatus; protein targeting to vacuole. The record is from RefSeq and is a predicted model, not a curated record.
GUGCAGCUUGUUUCUCUCUGCAGAAGCAGCAGAAACUGGAGCUUCCUCCUCCUGCCACCUCCAACAUGGCGGCUGCAGAGACGCAGGGCGGUUCGGGGUUCCCAAACAGAAACCCUCUCUGUUCAUCUUGUUCUGACUCACUGUCACCUGACCGGCCAUCCUCUCUGUCACAAACACACACCUGCAGACAGCGCCUGUAGAUCCCAGAUCGAGUCGAACCGCGGUGCAGACGGUCGGUGAGCAGCGGUCCGUCCAGGAGCUUCCAGCCAUGGUCUUCGAGUCUGUGGUCAGCGACCUGCUGAACAGGUUCAUCGGGGACUACGUGGAGAACCUGGACAAGUCUCAGCUGAAGAUCGGGAUCUGGGGAGGAAAUGUUGUUCUGGAGAACCUGAAGGUGAAGGAAAAUGCUCUGAGCGAGUUUGAUGUCCCCUUCAAAGUGAAAGCUGGACAGAUCGGGAAGCUGACGCUGAAGAUUCCCUGGAAGAACCUCUACAACGAUGCGGUGGUGGCCACCUUGGAGGGUCUGUACCUGCUGGUUGUUCCUGGAGCCACUCAGUCUCACAUGAAAUCUUCUCCUUAUAACGCCAUAAAGUACGAUGCAGCGAGAGAGGAGCGCUACCAGCAGGAGGCCAAGCAGAGGGAGCUGCAGCGCAUCGAGGAGGCGCUGCAGACUGCUGGACGUAGAGCGUCUCAGACCGGAGAUCUGCUGUUUGGUCUGGAGAGCGUUGUUUACAAGGAACAGAUCAACGUCCCUAAAGGACGUAAAAAAAACAAAAAGCACAAAAAAGCUUUAAAGAAGCUGAAACGACACGAAAACAAAACAGAUAAACCUCAGGAGGAGAAGAAGGACACGUUUAUGGAGAAACUGGCCACUCAGGUGAUAAAAAACCUGCAGGUGAAGAUCAGCAGCAUCCAUCUGCGCUACGAGGACGACCUGUCAGACCCACAGCGCCCCCUAUCGAUGGGAGUGACUCUGUCAGAGCUUAGCCUGCAGACCACUGAUGAGAACUGGAAGCUGUGUAUUCUGAAUGAAGCUGCAAAGAUCAUCUAUAAGCUCGGCCGUCUGGAAAGUCUCUGUGCCUACUGGAACGUCUGCAGUCCCAUGUACUACAAAGGUUCAUGGAAGGACAUCGUAGACCAGUUGAAGUCAGAGAUCAGCAGCAAAGACCAGCAACUGCCUCACUAUCAGUACAUCUUCAAGCCGAUCUUCGCUUCUGCUAAAAUGUGCAUCAACCCGAACGCAGAGAUAGAGCUGAAGUCUCCGAAGGCGAACCUUCAGCUGGAGGUCCAGAACAUCGGCAUUGAGAUGACCAAACCCCAGUACCUGAGCAUGGUGGACGUACUGGAGUCCAUUGACUUAAUGGCAAAGAACGCCCCCUACAGGAAGUUCAGGCCUGAUGUCUCUGUCCAUGACAAUCCCAAAGUCUGGUGGCGCUACGGCUUCAACAGCAUCAUGGAAGUCCACAUCCGACGCGUCAGCCACAUGUGGUCCUGGUCCAAAAUCAGGCAGCACCGGGAGAGCCUGAGGGCCUACAAGACUGCCUACCAGAGCAAACUGCUCAACCAGAACAAGUCCAGCCCAGACACUGAGAGACAGAUCCAGGAUCUGGAGAAAAGCCUCGAUGUGUUCAACAUCACUCUGGCGCGUCAGCAGGCCCAGAUGGAGGUCAUCCGGUCGGGACAAAAGCUGGCCGGGAAGAAGGCUGCGGGCCAGAAACAGGGAGGAGGCUUCUUCAGCGGCUGGUUUGGGAGGAAGGCCAAGAAGGAGGAGCAGGAGGAGGAGAACAAGGAGCCUGAGAGUUCAGGUCUGGAUCAGAUAAUGACGGCUGAGGAGAAGGAGAAACUCUACACAGCCAUUGGUUACAGCGGCAGCUCCCACAACCUGACUUUACCCAAACAGUACGUCGCCGUGGUCCUCACCUUCCAGCUGCUGAAGACCUCCGUGACGAUCAGAGAGGACCACGAUGUACCAGAGAUCCUCAACAUCCAGAUGGUGAACCUCAGCACCAGAAUCUCUCAGAGACCCGGAGCGCAGGCUGUCAGGGUGGAGGCAGAGUUGGAGCACUGGUACGUUACGGGCCUUCAGCAGCAGGGCUCGGUCCCCUCGCUCAUCGCCUCUGUGGGGGAUUCCUCAUCAUCGCUGCUCACUGUUGUGUUUGAGCUGAACCCUGAGGAGAGUCCUGCUGACCAGCUGCUGAAAAUCCACUCCCAGCCUGUGGAGAUCAUCUACGAUGCGGUGACCGUCAACAGUAUGGUGGACUUCUUUAAGACGGGGAAAGGAGUGGAUCUGGAGGUUCUGACUUCUGCCACGCUGUCCAAACUUGAGGAAAUCAAAGAGAAAACCGCUGCAGGUUUGUCUCACAUCAUUGAAACCAGGAAAGUCCUGGAUCUGAAGAUCGACCUGAAACCAUCUUACCUGAUAAUCCCAAAAUCAGGAUUUUACAGCAGCACAUCACACCUGUUGAUAGUGGACUUUGGUUGCUUCCAGCUUCACAGCGUGGACCAGAGCAGCCUGGGCUCGUCUUCGUCCUCGUCUCUGGAGGAGGUGAUGGACCGAGCCUACGAGCGAUACGACGUGGGGCUGAGGAGAGUCCAGCUGCUGUACAGCCAGUCAGGAGACGCCUGGAAGACGGCCAGACUGCAGAGCUCAUCGCUCCAACACAUCCUUCAGCCCAUGGACCUCACUCUGCACCUGGCCAAGUGUAUGGUGGAGAAGGACGCCCGGAUGCCCAGGUUCAAGCUGUCUGGAGAGCUGCCACUAGUGCAUGUCAGGAUCUCUGACCAGAAGAUCCAGAAGGUCCUGGAGCUGGUGGACAGCGUUCCUCUGCCCAGGAUGGACUCUGCUCCGUCCACCCCCACUGAGAAGGCGCUGCCGCUGUCCAGGGUUCCACCUGGAAACCUCGACCCCGCCUUCCUCGACACGUUAGAAACAGACUCCGAUGAGGAUGCCAGCGAGAAACUGACAGACGAGGAGCAUCAGCGAUCCGCUCUGGAGGAACUCAUCAACAUUCACUUCAAGUUUGAGCUCAAAGAGGUUCUGCUGGAGCUCACACAGCAGGCGGACCAGGAGAAGACCAUGCUAGCCUUCAACAUCUCACAGCUAGGAGCUGAAGGCAAGAUGCGAAGCUUCGAUCUGAGCAUCACCUCGUACCUGCGGCGAGUCGCAGUCGACUACUGUGAUGUUCCAGCUGGCAGGAGUCCUCUCCACCUGAUCAGCUCCUUACAACCGCAGGGCUCCCACCUGCUGAAGGUGGAGUUCGUCAAGGCCGACCCGACCGGUCCGGCCUUCCAGACUCUCUUCAACAACACGGAGCAGAUGCUGAAGGUGGAGGUUUCCUCUCUAGACUUCCUCCUUCACACCAAAGCUCUGCUGGCAGCCAUCAGCUACCUGAGCAGCGUCGCGCCGUCGCAGCUCCGCGCCGCGCCGGACCAACAAACUAAAAAGCAGGUGCAGAAAAGCGAGCGGGGCCGCGCAGUGUCUAAAGGCGGUAAAGAUGGCGGCAUCUUCAGCUUCAAGCUCUUGGCCAGGUUGGGCUGCUUCCAUGUGGAGGUUUGCGAUGAUCGCUGCAGCAUCGCCGACAUCAGAGUUCAGGGAAUCAAUGCAACGGUGUCCGUGCAGGCCAAGGAGACGGAGGUGUUUGCUUGCCUCAAAGACAUCGUGGUCACAGACGCCAACCCCAAGACCGUCCACAAGAAGGCGGUGUCCAUCGUGGGGGACGAGGUGUUCAGCUUCAAGCUGUCCUUGUUUCCCGGGGCGACGGAGGGGGACGGAUACAGCGACGUGUCGAAGGUGGACGGGAAGGUCACCAUGAGUCUGGGCUGCAUCCAGAUAGUCUACCUGCACAAGUUCUUCAUGUCUCUGCUGGCUUCUUUUAGCUUUCAGUACCCGUCAGCUGAUGAGAUGUUCGUCGACAACUUCCAGACGGCUAAAGAAGCUCUGAGCAGCGCCACUUCUCAGGCCGCAGAGAGAGCCGCCUCCAGCGUCCGGGACCUGGCUCAGAGGAGUUUCCGCCUGUCCAUGGACAUCAGGCUGAAGGCUCCGCUCGUCAUCAUCCCUCAGUCCUCCACGUCCCAGAAUGCCUUGUUGGUGGACCUGGGACUGAUUACGGUGGAAAACAGCUUCGCUCUGCAGUCGGGUGAAGGAUUCCCUCUGCCGGCCGUGGUGGAGAAGAUGGACAUAAAGCUGACGCAGCUGAAACUCUGCAGAAAAACACCAAAGCUGGACUUUCCUCCCAAAGACGUGGAGAUCCUUCAGCCCAUCAACGUGGACCUGCUGGUCACCAGGAACCUGGCUGCCUCCUGGUUCUCAGAGCUCCCCGGCCUGCAGGUCCAGGGACUCCUGCGCUCGCUCAGCAUGAGUCUGGGUGAAGAAGAGCUCGGUGUGCUGAUGAAGAUUCUGGUGGAAAACAUCGGCGAGGGCAGCAAAGAUUACAGUUUGGCUGUGAAAACUCAGGCAGCAACAGAGAAGGCAAAGCUUGCCCAGGACGCCUCGUUACAGUCAGGAUGUGACGGCAUGCUGGCCACCACCAGCAAAGGCCCGGCUGAGCAGGACGCCAUUAAGGUUCUGGUUGACUUUGAAGUCAAACAGGUGCUGCUCUGCCUCAAGAAGCACAUCAAGCAGGAGGAGACGCCCUUCCUGGUCUUCCAGCUCGAUCAGCUGGGAAUUAACGCCAAGGUCCGGAAGUACGAUAUGAGUGCCACCACCUACAUCAGACACGUCUCCAUGAAGAGCCUGGAGUUCAAAGACCCGGGUGGAGGUCCGCUGUGUCUCGUCAGCUCCUCGGCCGACUCUGGAGCCCAGCUGCUCAAAGUGGAGUUCUGUAAGGCGGACCGGAACGGACCAGAGUUCUGCACCAGCUACGAGAAUACGGAGCAGAUGAUCCACGUCACCUUCACUUCUCUGGACGUCGUGCUCCACACCGAGGCUCUCCUGUCAGCCGUUAACUUCCUGUCGUCGUCCCUGUCGUCUGGCAGCAUUCCCUCCGCAGAGACGGACGUGCGGCUGAAGACGGAGGACAAGAUGACGUCUGCGAGGUCCAAUGUCCCCGCCUCCCCUGUAGACUCUCAGGUUGUAGAUCUGAAGGUGACGAUGAUGCUGGGAGCCUUCAACGUCCUGGUGUGUGACCAGACCUGCAACAUGGCUGAGAUCCAAGUCAGAGGCUUGGACAGCUCCUUGGUGAUACAAGGACCUCAGACUCACAUAUGGACCCGCCUGCAGGACGUCGUCGUCAUGGACGUUGAUCCCAGAAGCGUCCAUAAGGAUGCCAUCUCCAUCGUGGGAGACGAGGUGUUCAGCUUCAGCAUGAGUCUGACUCCCAACGCCACGGAGGGCGCCGGCUAUGAAGACACGUCUAGAAGUGACGGACGGGUGAAGCUGACUGUGGGCUGCAUCAAGGUGGUCUACCUGCACAAGUUCAUCAUGUCUCUGCUGAACUUCAGCAAUAACUUCCAGACGGCUAAAGAAGCUCUGAGCACGGCGACGGCUCAGGCUGCAGAGAAAGCAGCGUCCGGCGUCCGGGACCUGGCCCAGAGGAGCUUCCGUCUGUCCAUGGAUGUCCGGGUUAAGGCCCCCCUCAUCAUCAUCCCUCAGUCGUCCACUUCCCAUCAUGCACUUGUGAUGGACCUGGGUCUGAUCACUGUGGGGAACAGCUUCUCUUUGCUGCCGGUUGAAGAAGGUCGCCUGCCGGCUGUCGUGGACAACAUGGAUGUGCAGCUGUCUGAGCUUCAGCUGUCCAGGACUCUGUUGGACUCUGGUUCCAAAGAAUCCAACAUGGAGCUGCUGAAACCGGUGAAUCUGCACCUUAACAUCAGGAGGAACCUGUCAGCUGCCUGGUACAAGAAGAUGGCUGUUGUGGAGGUCACUGGAGACCUGAAGCCCAUGAAGCUGGAGCUCAGUCAGGACGACCUGAGGGUCAUCCUGCGGAUCAUGACGGAGAACCUGGGAGAAGCUGCUGCUCUGGAUCCCUCUGCCCCCCGGCAGGAGGUCAGCCUGCAGGUUCCAGCUGCCAGAGGACGGCCUGCAGGUGAACCUGAGAAGGCAGCCGGCAGCAUUGAUGAACACGGGGAUGAAGGUGUGGAGAUGGUGAAGUUUAACUUCAACGUCGAGUCUCUGGAGCUGGUUCUGUACCACGACGACCCCAAACAGCCGCAGACGGAGCUCCGGCACGGCCAGGACCUGAGGCUGGGGGAGUUGGCGCUCCGUCUGAUGAAAGCUUCAGGAAAGAUCCUCAACAACGGCUGCAUGGAGGUGAACACCGUCCUGACGGCGUGCACGCUGGACGACCACAGGAGUGGCGUGGACCGGGUGAUGUCACGGAUGGUCGGACAGAAAGAGGAGAACGGCCACCAGGCCAUGAUCGACGUAACGUUCCGGCAGGGUCCUGCAGAGCGCGACCUGGUGGCCGUCUUGCAGAAGCUUUACGUGUGCGCCAGCGUGGAGUUCCUGAUGACUGUGGCAGAUUUCUUCCUGCAGGCUCUGCCUCAGAGUCCGGCCGCCGCUCCCAGCGACAAGCUGCCCCUCAGGCAGAGAGCAGAACCGCGAGCUGAGGCCAAGGCCGCCUCCGCUCUGAAGACCCGAGUGCGGGCCGUCAUAGUGGACCCGGAGGUGGCGUUUGUGGCCAGCCUGAUGAAGGCCGACGCUCCGGCGCUCCUGGCCUCUUUCCAGGGUGACUUCAACCUGCUGGCUGAGGACGGCACCCAGAACAUGAGGGCCAACCUGAGGGACCUGAAGGUCCUCGCCUGCCCGUUCAUUGGCAGCAGAGAGAGCGAAGCUGUGACCACCGUGCUCAAACCAUGCUCCGUGACCUUGGAGACCAAGACGAGUCCCAACCAACCCCUGAGCGGCUCGGUGACGGUGGAGGAGGUCGUCCUUAAGAUCUCUCCAGUCAUCCUCAACACAGUGAUGACGAUAACAGCUGGCAUGACGCCAAAGGCACAGGCUGAGCAGCGUGGGGAAUCAAAGACUGAUGUCAGCGACCUGUGGUCCAUCAUGAACGUCUACGACUGUAACUUCUGGUUCUUGGGGGUGGACCAGGCCAUCGAGGUGACAGAGAGCUACAAGGAGCCUGACGACAGUAACCGUGGAGAGGCCUUCACUGCGCAGAUCAAGGUGGUCCAGGUGACGCUGGAGUCCGGUUUGGGUCACCGGACGGUCCCUCUGCUGCUGGCUGAGUCUUCCCUUAAUGGAGUGGCCAGAAACUGGUCAUCUCUGCUGCAGCUGAAGGCCGAUAUGACGCUGGAGGUGAGCUAUUUUAACGAGGUCCAUGCGGUGUGGGAACCGCUGAUAGAACGAGUUGACAGCGGCCGACGCAGGUGGAACCUGGAGCUUGAGGUCAAGAAUAAUCCAGUCAUGGACAAGAGUCCUGUUCAUGGAGACGACUUUGUGCUUUUUCCUGAACCUCGCACCGCCAUUAACAUCUGCUCUAAAGACACCCUGAACAUUACUGUCUCCAAGUGCAGCCUCAGUGUCUUCCAAAAGCUAGCAGAGGCAUUCGCUAAGGGAACAGCCUCAGCCUUUGACUACAACCUGAAGGAGAAACCCCCAUUUACCAUUAAAAAUGCUCUGGGGAUUCCAAUCAUCUUGCAGCACAGCGCCAACUUGAUGCCCGUUGGAUCCAUGGCACAUGGGAAAUUACACGAGCUAGCGACUGAUCAGAGCAUGGACCUGGUCCACUCUGUUUUUGAAUCCACAAUCAGAGGAAAACUCUCAGCUUUGCAGCGGCAGGAAAGCUCCCUGUUUAACCUCACCAUUGUGCCCACCGGAUACAGCGAGAUCGCCAACAUUGCCGUGGAUAAACCCGGUCGACGUCUGUACAACGUACGAGGUCCAAUGCUACAGGAGGCGGAGUCGGUGCUGCUGCAGAUUGAUGCUGCUGAGGGCAACAAGAUCAUCACCGUACGCUCGCCCCUGCAGAUCAUAAACCACUUCUCAGAGCCCUUUUCUAUCCUGAAGUACUGUUCAACUUCCAGAAAUCUACAGAGCGUCGGCACUGCAGAGCCAGAGAAAGAGUUCAAUGUUGAUCUGGAUGCAUACAAGUGUCAGCUGUUUGUGCGUCCGGCCGGUUCCCUGGAUGGGCUGUACGGUCCGUCUUCCAGCUGUGUGGCCUGGAAGGAGCAGGUUCACUGCAGCUCCGACGUGCAGUCGAUGCUGCAAUGUCCUGCAUCUGACAGCAACCUGUUGCCACUGAUGGUUAGCACGCUGGCCGUCCCUGACGACCUGCAGCACAUCUCUAGCCACGGCGAGGAGGACUGGAACCCCGCCUACAUCAUCCACCUGCAUCCUGUGGCUGUGCUGUGCAACCUGUUGCCGUACACUGUGAACUACAUCAUGGAGAACUCCGCCAACGUCUACGAGCUCCAGGAAGGCAGCACAUCAGACCUGCUGAACGCUCGUCUGUCAGGUGAAAUCAUGUCCCUGGCGCUGAUCCAGUACCAGGGGCGUGGCUGGCAUGGACACAUUCAGAUCAACCGGGAACUGCCGGAGUUCUUCGCCGUGUGCCUGACCUGUGACACCGAUGCUGCCCAGACCCUGGAUGUUAGCGUUCAUGUGACAAAGACGAAGAGCAGCUUUCUGCUGUCGCUCUUCAGCCCGUAUUGGAUCAUCAACAAGACGUCCCGAGUGCUUCAGUACAAAUCAGAGGACGGCACCUUCAAGCAUCCGGCCGAGUACCGAGACGUCGCCCUGUUCUCCUUCAAGAAAUCAAAUCUCUUCACCAAAAGCAAGCUUCAGCUCUGCAUCUCUACAAGUUCCUGGUCAGACGGCUUCUCCCUGGACACAGUGGGAAGUUACGGCUGCGUUCGCUGUCCUGCCACCAACAUGGACUUUCUGGUGGGCGUUAGCAUCCAGAUCAGCAGUUUUAACCUGACCAGGAUCGUCACCUUGACUCCUUUCUACACCCUGGUGAAUAGGUCUUCUUAUGAACUGGAAGUGGGAGAACUUAUCAGCCUGACCAGCAUCAGGUGGCACUACAUCACUUCCUCCGAGUGCCUCCCGCUGUGGCCGGAGAACACCUCCAAGAAGCUGUGUGUCCGUGUGGUUGGAUCCUCGUCCAAUUCCCAGUUCUUCUUCUUCAAUCGGCAGGACAACGGCACCCUGCUGAGCAUGGACAUGUGUGGAGGGAUCAUCGUGGAUAUCAGCGUCUCUAAUCACUCUACCGUCAUCAGCUUCAGCGAUUAUUACGACGGAGCAGCCCCCGCCUUGCUGAUUAACCACACGCCCUGGGCCACCAUCAGCUACAGACAGAGUGGGUCAGAGGUGAUCCAUGAGCUGAAACCCUGCGAGGCUCAGCGGUUUGUGUGGGACGACCCUGCAGGAACCCGCAAGCUCAGCUGGAGCUGCAAGAAUCAUUCAGAGGAGCUGGAUCUGCUGAAGGAUGAGGUGAGUCAGUUUACCUACGACGGCCAGGCUCAGAUCCACUGGGUCUCCUUCCUGGAUGGACGGCAGCGGGUGUUGCUGUUCACCGAGGACACCGGCGUGGUGACAAAAGCCAAGCAGUCGGAGGAGCUCGAACAGUUUGACCAGGAGCUAAAGGUGUCUCUACAAAACCUCGGCCUGUCUCUCGUCAAUAACAGCAGCCGGCAGGAAAUCGCAUACGUCGGCAUCACCAGCUCAGGUGUGGUUUGGGAGUUUAGGCCAAAGAAUCGCUGGAAAUCCUUCAGUCAGAAGAACAUCAAUCUGCUGGAGAAGACCUACCAGAGUCAACUGAGUGGGAAGACGGAAGGUGGCUGGAUCAUGCUGGAGAACUCCCUAGAGGUGAACCUCAACCCAGCUGGCAUGAUGAUGCGUCAACCACAUUCGUGCCCCGUGAGGAGGAACUUCCUGUCAGGGAUCCAGGUGGAGUUUAAGCAGUCGCUGCACCAGCGCAGCCUGAGAGCCCAGUUGCACUGGAUGCAGGUAGACAACCAGCUGCCAGGUGCUGUCUUCCCCAUCGUCUUUCAUCCAGUUCCUCCACCAAAGUCCAUCGCUCUGGACUCAGAACCAAAGCCCUUCAUCGACCUGUCGGUCAUCACGAGGUUCAACCAGCACAGCAAUGUCACCCAGUUUAAGUACUUCAUGGCUCUGGUUCAGGAGAUGGCGGUGAAGAUCGACCAGGGUUUCCUAGAUGCUGUUGCAGCUGUGUUCACCCCAGCUGCUAACCUGCAGAACAAUGGACAGAAGUCGGGGCUGAUUGAAAGAGACCUGAAGCGCCUGCAGGCGGAGCCGACAGAUGCUUCUCUGUCUGAUGGGUCGGGACUCAGUUUCUUCGAGCAUUUCCAUAUCUCACCUAUCAAGCUCCACCUCAGUCUGUCUCUGGGCUCCAGCGACGGGGACUCCUCUCAGCAGAACCCCAUUACUCAGUCCCUGAGCCUUUUGCUGAAAAGCCUUGGAGCUACUCUGACCAACGUUGAUGACAUCAUCUUCAAACUGGCCUUCUUUGAGGUGCAGUAUCAGUUCUACAGCAAAGAGAAGCUGAUGUGGGCCGUGGGCCGACAUUACACCGAAGAGUUCCUUAAGCAGAUGUAUGUUUUGGUUCUUGGCCUGGAUGUCCUUGGUAAUCCAUUUGGAAUGAUCAGAGGUCUGUCCGAAGGGGUGGAGGCCUUCUUUUAUGAGCCGAUUCAGGGAGCCGUUCAGGGUCCUGAGGAAUUUGCUGAAGGUUUUGCGAUCGGAGUCCGCAGCCUGUUGGGUUCAACUGUUGGUGGAGCUGCAGGUAUGUUCUCCAAGAUCACAGGCUCCAUGGGUAAAGGUCUGGCAGCCAUGACCAUGGAUAAAGAGUACCAGCAGGAACGGCGGGAAGACAUGAACCGGCCAACUAAGGACUUCAGAGGCAGCCUGGCCAAAGGGGGAAAAGGACUGCUGAAGGGGGUCGUCGGUGGAGUUACUGGCAUUGUCACUAAACCUGUUGAAGGAGCGAAGAAGGAAGGGGCCGCAGGGUUCUUUAAAGGCAUCGGCAAAGGUCUGGUGGGGGUGGUGGCUCGGCCCACAGGCGGCAUUGUGGACAUGGCCAGCAGCACUUUUCAGGGAAUCCAGAGAGGCCCCCACAGAGCGGCCGAAGCGACCGAGGAAGUAACCAAACUCCGACCAGUCCGUCUCAUCAAGGAGGACGGCAUCAUCCGACCUUAUGACGAGACGGAGUCGCAGGGUUUCGACCUCUACCAGCCGGAGGAGGACUCGGCUUGCUCUGGUGACGAACAUUAAUGCCACCUGCCAGCCGUUAUAUGUGUGUUUCUGUUAUAUCCUCAUAAAUCUGCAGAUGCUUAUCUAUGUCGGUCUGAAUAUUAAAGUGAGACCAGUCAGAUUUCUAUGCAUGCUGAAUGUCUCUGCUCAUACUUAAGAACAUUCAUUUAUUAUUUUUUCUACAGACUCUGCUUUUUUUGUUCAGGUUUCUGUUCAUUUAUAGUUUAUUAAACCCAGUGAAAAAAAUGAGUGCUUUCCUAUUUAUUUUUCUAUAAAUAAAUUUAUGUUGUUGCUCAAAAAUUAUGUCAGUAUCUUUGUUAGAACAUAUCUAGUAUAACAUGAGACAGCAUGAACACCCAUCAUUUGUUCAUCAGAUUAUAUUGAAAGUUUCAUAGAAAUCUUCUAUGCAACAUGUUCUAAUGUCAGAUACAGUUAGGUCCAGAAAUAUUUGGACAGUGACACAAUCUACAUGAUUUGGGCUCUGCAUGCCACCAUGUUGGCAAUUACAAUGUAACUGAAGUGCAGACUUUAAUGUUUAUUUCAAGGGAUUGAACGGACAUAUCUGAUUAAACAUGUAGGAAUUGCAGAUAUUUUUAUACAAUUGCUCCUCACUAAGUAAAAUGUUACUUUUCAGUAUUUAGUUGAGAAUCCUUUGCAGGCAAUGACUGCCUGAAGUCUGGAAGCCAUGGACAUCACCAGAUGCUGGGUUUCCUUCUUUGUGAUGCUUUGCCAGAACUUAACUGCAGCCGUCUUCAGUUGUUGCUUGUUUCUGGGUCUGCCUUAAGUUUUGUCUUGAAAAAAUGAAAUGCAUUCAGAUUUGUUGAGGGCUGGUGAUUGGCUCAGCCAUUGCAGAAUAUUCAAUUUCUUUGCUUUAAAAAACUCCUGGGUUGCUUUUG